Molecule: messenger RNA, 1047 nt
Organism: Ochotona princeps (American pika)
Lineage: Eukaryota; Metazoa; Chordata; Mammalia; Lagomorpha; Ochotonidae
Product: olfactory receptor 7A17-like
Exons: 3
Coding region: 1-1047 (348 amino acids)
Biological process (GO): G protein-coupled receptor signaling pathway
Cellular component (GO): membrane
Molecular function (GO): G protein-coupled receptor activity; olfactory receptor activity
Source: RefSeq, a predicted model, not a curated record
AUGGAACCAAGGAACCAUACAUGCCUUGUGGAAUUCCUUCUCCUAGGAUUCUCAGAGGAUCCAGCACUGCAGCCUAUUGUAUUUGGGCUGUUCUUCUCCUUGUACGUGAUCUGUGUCAUUGGGAACCUGCUCAUCAUCCUGGCCAUCUUCUCUGACACCCAUCUGCACACACCCAUGUACUUCUUCCUCUCCAACCUGUCCUUGGUGGACAUCAGCUUCACCUCCACCACCAUCCCCAAGAUGUUGGUGAACAUCCAGAUGCAGAGCCAAGCCAUAACCUAUGCAGGCUGCAUCACACAGAUGUGCUUCUUUCUGCUAUUUGGAGGUCUGGAUAAUUUUCUUCUGGCUGUGAUGGCCUAUGACCGAUUUGUGGCCAUCUGUCACCCCCUGCACUACACGGUCAUCAUGAAUCACCGGCUCUGUGUUCAGCUGGUUCUGUUGUGCUGGACCAUAAGUGUCUUGAAUGCCUUGCUACACAGCUUGUUGGUGCUGAGGCUGAGCUUCUGCACACAGCUGGAAAUCCCUCACUUUUUCUGUGAGUUGAAUCAGGUGGUCCACAGAGCCUGUUCUGACACCUUUCUCAAUGACCUCAUGAUGAAUUUUGGAGCUGUGCUGCUGGCAGGAGGUACUCUGUCAGGGAUCCUGUACUCCUACUCUAAAAUUGCCUCCUCCAUCAGUGCCAUCUCAUCAGCUCAGGGCAAGUAUAAAGCCUUUUCCACCUGUGCCUCUCAUCUCUUGACCAUCUCCCUAUUUUAUGGCACAAUCAUAGGAGUGUACCUUAGUGCCAGUGCUGCCCCAAGAUCAGCUUCAACUGCAGCAGCCUCAGUGAUGUACACAGUGGUCACCCCCAUGCUUAAUCCCUUCAUCUACAGUCUCAGAAAUAAUGAUAUCCAGAGGGCCAUUGGGCAAUUCCUUGCCAGGCUGUACCUAUUGCUGGGUCACAGCACCCAUCAGUUUACGAGAGCAUUGGGUCUAGGUAUGGAAUUUUCUUCAAAGUUUGGCUUCCUAUAUUGUAAAUCAUUUGAUUUUUUGGAUAAAGGAAACUAA